Messenger RNA from Musca domestica (house fly), 472 nucleotides. RefSeq names its product prisilkin-39-like. The record is from RefSeq and is a predicted model, not a curated record. The coding region runs from base 80 to 421 and encodes 113 amino acids. NCBI's taxonomy places the organism in Eukaryota, Metazoa, Arthropoda, Insecta, Diptera, Muscidae. The transcript has a single exon.
GGAAAAAUACACUUCAUCAGUAUCGUGGAAUUUGUGUAACCGACAUUAUCUUUGAGAGAAGCCGUUCUUCGAGUGCAACAUGAAUUUCGCCACAGUUUUAUUGUUUGUGACAGUCCUUGUCGCUGUAGCCUAUAGUCAGCCGGUUGAAAAUGUCCAAGCUGAAUCCUAUGCUGCCAUCAAUGCCGAUUUGGUUGUAGAUGCUGAUACGGGAGCGGUGCGCAAAGCUCGUGGUUACUACGGAGGUGGCUACUAUCCAGGUGGAUAUGGAGGAUAUGGUGGUUAUGGCGGAUAUCCGGGAGGAUAUGGUGGAUAUGGCGGAUAUCCAGGAGGAUAUGGUGGAUAUCCAGGUUAUGGUGGUGGAUACAGCAGCAGCAGCUCCUUUGCACAGGCUGCUUCAUCUUCCGGCGCUUUUUACAGUUGACCAAUUUUAAAGUAAAAGUAAUUAAUAAAAUUUAAAUAAAAUUGAAUAAAA